AUGGUAAACGGGUUAGAUUCCCAGUCUCGAAAAGCACCAGGGGCAAAGACCACCAAGGCUGCUGCUAAAAGAAAGGAUAAGGAGGAUGGGGUGGAACAGUGUGAUGGAUGGAAUGAGGGGUCUCAUGGGAAAACUCUGAUUAAGCCUGCAGACCAGCUGGAGCUCACUGAGGCGGAGCUGAAUGAGGAAUUCCUACGAGUCUUGACUGCAAACAAUCCACAUGCGCCACAGAACAUUGUCCGCUUCAGCUUCAAGGAGCGUUCUUACAAGCUCAUCCCUGUUGAUCAGAUGGCUGUUCACUUUGUCUUGGAAGCCAACCUUCUUCACAAAGACUCUGAUGAGGCUCGUAGACAGAUGGCCAAACACAGUCUUUUUGAGGAGAAAGCAACCGUCAAUGCUGGGGAAGAAACCAAUGAAGAGAAACCAGAGACUCCAACUACAGGUGUAGAUGAUGGAGGGGAGGCUGAGGAAGCUGGACACGAAGACAGGCCAGACAGUGUAGUUUUCAAGACUGACAAGAAGGAGCAAAAACUUACUAACCAAUUCAACUUCAGUGAGCGGGCCUCUCAGACUCUCAACAACCCACUGAGGGAACAAAUCUGCCAAACUGAACCUCCUCCACGCUGCGCCUUCUCUGCCAACGCCAGUCAGUCGGAGAUCUAUGAUAGCUACGUGGAAGAGCUGAUGAAGCAAGAAAAGAACAAAGAAAAACAAAAAACCACACCACUGAAGAAAGAUGAUGACAAAAUUAAGAAGAAGAUGAUGCCAAUAGGGACUCAGACUGUUGACAUCAGCAAAUUGGCCAAGGCGGUCAAAAUCAUGGAGCGGAUGGUCUGUCAAAAUACAUUUGGUGACAUAGCGCAAGAUUUCAAGUAUUUUGAGGAUCUUUCCGAUGAAUUCAGGGAGCAGGAGGGCACCCUCCUCCCUUUGUGGAAGUUCCAAAAUGACAAAGCCAAAGGACUGUCUGUCACUGCCCUCUGCUGGAAUAAGAAAUACAAUGACCUUUUUGCUGUGGGAAUGGGAUCAUAUGACUUCAGCAAACAGGGGCGCGGCAUGCUGGUCUUAUAUUCACUGAAGUCCUGCACCUACCCAGAAAGCAUCUACCUCACAGAUUCUGGUGUCAUGUGCGUCGACAUCCACGAGCAGCUAUCCUGCCUGGUGGUGGUGGGCUUCUACGAUGGCUGUGUGGCGGUCUAUAACAUGAAAGAAGAAGCAGUGCAACAACCAUUUUGCAAGAGCACAGCCAAGGGUGGAAAGCACACUGACCCCGUCUGGCAGGUACGCUGGCAGAAGGACGAUAUGGACAACAAUCGCAACUUCUAUUCUGUGUCAUCUGAUGGCAGAGUGGUGUCGUGGACCUUGGUCAAGAAUGAGUUAAUCUUCACCGACAUCAUCAAACUCUCAUUGGAGGGUGCUGUCUGUGAAGGGCCAGAUGACAUGAAGCAGCCCAGCAUGGCUUGCGGUACUUCAUUUGACUUCCACAAGCAGAUUGACUACCUUUUCUUAGUUGGCACUGAGGAGGGGAAAAUACACAAGUGUUCCAAGGCCUAUUCCAGCCAGUUUCUGGAGACAUAUGAUGCCCACAACAUGGCAGUGGACGCUGUCAAGUGGAACUACUUCCACCAAAAGGUUUUCCUCUCUUGCAGCUCCGACUGGACUGUGAAGAUGUGGGACCACACCAUCAACACUCCCAUGUUCACCUUUGACCUCAACGCGCCAGUGGGUGACAUAGCCUGGUCUCCAUACUCCUCAACUGUUUUUGCUGCUGUCACCACCAAUGGCAAGGUUCAUGUUUUUGACCUGAGCAUCAACAAAUACAAGGCCAUCUGUCAGCAGCUGGUGGUGGCCAAGAAGACCAAACUGACUCACAUCGAGUUCAACCCUGUUUAUCCCAUCCUCAUAGUGGGGGAUGACAAGGGCUAUGUCACCAGCCUCAAGCUCUCCCCUAACCUUCGCAAGACACCUAAGGGAAAGAAGGGUCAGGAGCUGCCCAAGGGUCCAGAAGUGGAAGUAGCCAAGAUGGAGAAGCUUCUAAAUCUGUUGAGGAAACCAGAGCCAGGCUCAUCUAAGAAUGACUAACAUGGCUGCUGACAACAAUGCCCGUUCACAAGUGUUACUAUUUGUUCGGUAUUUAUUUUCAAUGGUUUUCAAAUAAAUUGAUGCAGUAGAUACGUCUAUACACAAGUCAUUAAGCAAGGAAAUAUCUAUAUCUAUAUAUAUAUAUACACAUAUGUCUGUUAUGCUUAGCAUGAAAGUAGCAUUGCACAUCUCCAGUAAAUGAUUGGUCAUUUAUGGAUCACUAUCCAGACAACUAAUCUUGGCUAGCAUACACAGUCCCGGGUCCCAUCCAGUAAUGAGCAGAGAGUCUUUUGAUACCCUAUUUUGAUUUUAAUCACUUUUUCCCCCAUCUUCAUUCUUCUUGUUUUUCCUUUUCUCUCUGACAUUAUUAAUGGUCUUGUCCUUCAGCAAAGUGCCCCCUGUGUUUUGUGGCUCGACUGGAAUCAAACCCUGCCCUAAUGUCCUGUUUUUCUGUCAGAGACAGCUCUGCGCCCUCUAAUGUCUCGCACUCUGCUGCUCAACUGUGAGUCAUUUCUUCAUCUCACCAAGUUUAGUUGGAGGGAAUCUUAACCACAUCAUUUCUUAUGCACACACAAUGACAAAUGGUUGUAGCCUCUGGGUAACAAUAGUGGGAAUACAGCUAUAACAAUGUCAACAAUACUACAGAAACCGGAAAUAUUUUGCGGGGUUUGGUGAAGUGCCGUAUUUUGUAUUUUUCAAAACAUCGUUUUUUUUUUAAAUUUAAUUUGUAGGUUAACAUUGUGACAUGUUUUGUUAUGUAAACCAGGCCUGAGAUUUUAAUGUAGCAGUCAGAGAGCUCCCUUAACCCAAGUGUCACAAGUUCAAUUCAGCAGCAACUCUGUGUCCUUGAGAGGAAAUGCUGGACUCCUACAUUCAUGGUUAGUCAUUCUUAAUGAGAACGCUACCUAAAUACGGGGCGGAGAUGAGGAGAAGGCAGCAGCACUGUUCAUGUUUUACUUAAUCAUUAUGACAAAGCAAAUUAUAAGUAUCUUAAUUUGGGGGGCUUGUAAAAUCCCGUGAACUUGCUGCUCGGUGUGGAUGUUGACUCAUUCACUCAGAAUGAGUGUGCCAUCAGUGACGUGCCACAAGCAGAUAGAUACGAGGGUGAGGGCUGCACUGAAGAGUACACACAGCUCAGCAAAGCCUCUCGAGUCUUUAUGUAACACCCUCAGCAAGGCGCUGUGCUUCAUAGAGCACUGGUUUUUAUGAGUGACUGAAACACACACUCCAUGCA
This is a messenger RNA of Lampris incognitus (smalleye Pacific opah), 3313 nucleotides long. RefSeq names its product dynein, axonemal, intermediate chain 1, paralog 2 (gene dnai1.2). Lineage: Eukaryota; Metazoa; Chordata; Actinopteri; Lampriformes; Lampridae. Gene Ontology annotation, biological process: cilium movement; outer dynein arm assembly. Bases 1 to 2079 code for a protein of 692 amino acids. Gene Ontology annotation, molecular function: dynein light chain binding; dynein heavy chain binding. Gene Ontology annotation, cellular component: outer dynein arm. The transcript is spliced from 20 exons. The record is from RefSeq and is a predicted model, not a curated record.